Prunus mume (Japanese apricot) is the source of this 859-nucleotide messenger RNA. Its product is annotated as furry. The record is from RefSeq and is a predicted model, not a curated record. NCBI's taxonomy places the organism in Eukaryota, Viridiplantae, Streptophyta, Magnoliopsida, Rosales, Rosaceae.
GUGCACAUCGCAAAACUUCAUUUCCAUCGAAAAAGAGUCGAAAGUCCCCUCCUUUCUCAGUUCCCAUCUGAUCUGUAUCUGAAUUCUCAAUGGCGAAGCCGGUGUCCACCGCCACCUCAUCCAUUGUCCAAACCCUAAAGCGGUACCUGAAGAAACCGUGGGAGAUAACGGGUCCAUGCGCGGACCCGGAGUACAAGCUCGCCGUACCCGGCGCGCUCGAGUACCGGCUCGAAUGCCCGGCUUCGACCCAGGUCAAGGCCUGCGUGCCCACAUCCAACCCGGAAACCGUAUACGAUAUCAAGUACUACGCCCGGGACCAGAGGCGCAAUCGGCCCCCCAUUAGACGCACCGUUUUGAAGAAGGCUGAUGUCGAGAAGCUAAUGAAGGAGAAGAAGACCUUCGACGUCUCGGAUUUCCCUCCGGUUUACUUGACCGAUGUUAUUGAAGAAGACUGCAACGCCCGAGGCGGAGGCUACCAGAAAUGAAUUGGGCUUAUGGCGUUGUGUAAAAAUGUCUGUGCUCCAGUCUUUUGUUCCUCUCUUCUGCUCUGUCACUAAAGAGGUGCUGUUCGUGUUAGCAUGGAUGUUUGCCUAGUCUGCUCACAUAUUGAAAUUCUGUGUUUGAGAUGAAUAAAGGGUACUUGAUACAACCAUUUGGCCGCUUUUAGUUGUCCAAGAAUGUAUUUGUAUAAAAUCCAAAUGCAACCGCAGUUGGGUGAUGGAUGGCAGUACAGCUAGUUUCUUUAACUCCUAAGAUUUCUACGUGUGAUUUCUACUUGUGAAUCUUGUUUGUCUCAUUGUGAUUUGCUUUCCCCAACUGCAACCAUAUGAAGACCUAGAAAGGGUGACCUCACUGCUCA